AUGUUGGAGAGUAUUUUUGAGGGGUUGGAUCAAUGGUCUUUAUCUUCUGGAGGAUGGGGAGGGGAGGAGAGGAGAGGACCCUUUUCGGUUUUUGGGGUUGGAUUGCAGAGGCCUGGUGAGAGUAGUCAAGGGACUGGCAGCGAAACUGGGAUAGGUGGCGAUGGUAUGCAGGUUGACGGAUUAAAGACCGGAGAAGAGGACGUUAUAGCAAACGAGAUCAGUCAACCGUCUGUGGCUACCACUCAAUCGCCAGCAGUAUCGACAACAACCACCACGCCAUAUCUGCUUUACCGAGAUGAAUCACCAAGUGACACGGGAUACACCAUCGAACAACCAAUUACUUCAACAGCUCUCCCAGAAACCGAACUCAUCCACCAUUGGGUCAUCUUCCUCAGCCAGAACAUGCUUCUUAUCGACACACCAGACAACCCCUGCCGCACCGUUUUCAUGCCACUGGCCCUCCAAGGCCUUGACACCUCGUCACCUGCCCAUCUUGCCGUCUUCCACGCUAUAUGCGCUGCAUCGGCGUUUAGUCUCUCAUACCUUCGCAACGAUGCGAGAUAUCAUUCCUCAGCGGUGCGACAUGAUCAGCACGCCUUACGUUUACUCCGACGACACCUCUUGCACGGCGGACGGCUAGACGAGCCAACCCUCGCCGCGGCACUGACGUGCAUCACGGGCGAGGCCAUGUCCGGCCGGAAAGGCAGAUGGAGGGCUCACGUCGUCGGCGUGCUGGGUUUACUGGAGCGAGAAAUCUCCCGGAGUUGGAUCCGCAGCUCAACAGCCACACCGCUAAUACAGAGCUGUCUUAGUUUGUCGACCCUGUGCAGGCUCAGAGUUCCCCGGGAGUUGGUCGCGUUGUUCCGGGGGGUAGAUCCGCAAGAACGUGAUUGUUAUCUUGAGCGGGCGCAUGGGGUCACUAGAAACCUUGUGGAGUUUCUGGCAGAUGUCAAUGAUAUUAAGGAGGUCAGGAGUCGUGUUUCUCCGGCGGAGUUGGAUCAGUUGGAGUUGCGACUUUAUCUGAAUUUUCCGCGGGUAUCGGCCGAUACACACAAGUCGGAGGUUGUCCAGCAUGCGCUUAAUUCCUUUUACUAUGCUACGGUCAUUUAUUUCCGUCGGACAUUAAAGGGAGCAUGCGUGGCUGAUGUUCGGGACCUGGUUGAAAAGGCUGUCCAGGAUCUUGAGGCUGUAGAGGCACAGGGGAGCGCGUGUGGGAGUGCGUAUAACUGGGCUAGUUUCGUGGUUGCGGCAGAGUGUGAUCAACCGGACCUGCAGGCUCGAAUGUUGAACUGCUUUGAUCGGAAGCGCAGGCAUGGGAUUAAAAAUAUCGAUCGGCUUCGGGAAUUUGUCAGGAUUGUAUGGGAACGGCGGGUGUCUACGGGGGUAGAUAUCCAUUGGCAAGACCUUGCUGAUGAAUUUGAAUUUGAUAUCAUGUUUGUCUAA
Aspergillus chevalieri is the source of this 1443-nucleotide messenger RNA. RefSeq lists its product as uncharacterized. Bases 1 to 1443 code for a protein of 480 amino acids. The record is from RefSeq and is a predicted model, not a curated record. Gene Ontology annotation, molecular function: transcription cis-regulatory region binding; DNA-binding transcription factor activity. Gene Ontology annotation, cellular component: nucleus. Lineage: Eukaryota; Fungi; Ascomycota; Eurotiomycetes; Eurotiales; Aspergillaceae. Gene Ontology annotation, biological process: positive regulation of transcription by RNA polymerase II. The transcript has a single exon.